UAAAAAAAUGUCUCGAAAAAUCAUAUAUUUAAUUAACAAUUUCAUUAUAAAAAGAAAGUAUUGUGAUAAAGCUUCUAUUAUUGGUACUACACAGGAUAUUAAUUCACCAGAAUAUCAGGAAAAUUAUAUCCAACUAAAAGCUUUAGUCGAUCAAUUAAAAUCAAUUGUUGCAAACAUAGUAGAAGGUGGAGGAAGAAAAGCGAGAGAAAAACAUAUUAAUAAAGGAAAACUCCUACCAAGAGAUAGAAUUAAUUUACUACUAGACAAAGGUUCACCUUUUUUGGAAUUUUCUCAACUUGCCGGAUAUGAAAUGUAUGACAAUGAAGAAGUUCCAGCUGGUGGUAUUAUAACUGGAAUAGGUCGUGUAACAAGGACCGAAUGUGUUAUUGUAGCAAACGAUGCAACAGUUAAAGGCGGUACAUACUAUCCAAUCACAAUAAAAAAGCAGCUUCGUGCACAAGAGAUUGCAAAAGAAAAUAAGCUGCCUUGUAUUUAUCUUGUAGACAGUGGCGGAGCCAAUCUAUCUAGGCAGGCAGACACUUUUCCAGACAAGAUGCAUUUUGGACGAACAUUUUACAAUCAGGCAAAUAUGAGUGCUGCUGGGAUUCCACAAAUUGCUGUUGUAAUGGGGAAUUGCACUGCUGGUGGUGCAUAUGUACCAGCAAUGGCUGAUGAGAAUAUAAUAAUUCGACAUCAAGGUACGAUUUUUUUAGCUGGACCCCCUUUAGUCAAAGCGUCCACUGGAGAGGAAGUUACAGCUGAAAAUUUAGGUGGUGCAACUCUUCACUGCCAAGAAUCAGGUGUAACGGAUCAUUUUGCCUUGGACGAGGAGCAUGCGCUAAAGCUGACACGUAAUAUCAUAUCACACUUAAACCGAGAGCGCAAUAUUCAUACGACAAUUGAUCGUGAUUUUAAGCCACCGAUACACGCCGUGGAUGAGCUUUAUGGCAUUGUUGGAAUUAAUUUGAAGCGAUCCUACGAUGUACGAGAGGUAAUAGCUAGGAUCAUCGAUGGUUCAGUCUUCCAUGAAUUCAAGGCUCAAUUUGGAACUACCCUGGUUACCGGCUUUGCUCGCAUUCAUGGUUACCCUGUAGGUAUCAUUGCCAACAACGGUGUUCUCUUUUCCGAAGGAGCGCUCAAGGGUGCACAUUUUGUUCAGCUCUGCGCUCAGAGAAAAAUACCGCUAGUCUUUCUACAGAAUAUUACUGGAUUCAUGGUAGGAAGGGAAGCGGAAAGCAGUGGUAUCGCGAAAAAUGGGGCGAAAAUGGUAACAGCAGUCGCUUGUGCGAAAGUACCAAAAAUCACUGUUAUUAUUGGCGGAUCUUAUGGAGCUGGAAAUUAUGGUAUGUGCGGACGUGCGUUUUCACCAAGGUUCCUGUACAUGUGGCCAAAUGCAAAAAUUUCUGUGAUGGGUGGCGAACAGGCAGCCAGUGUUAUGGCUCAGAUUACAAAAGAUCAGCGCAAAAGAGAUGGAAAGGGGUGGAGUCAAGAGGAACAGGAUAAUUUAAAAAAACCAAUUAUUAAACAAAUAGAAUCUGAAAGUACAGCCUUCUAUUCUAGUGCUCGACUCUGGGAUGAUGGACUGAUUAAUCCAAUCGAUACAAGAGUCAUUAUUGCAUUAAGUUUAGCAGCAGCACUUAGUGCACCAAUACCAGAUAGCAAGUUUGGAAUCUUCCGAAUGUAAAUAUUGUUGGUAAUCAUUGUAAUGAUAUGAAUAAUCUUUAUGCAGCUAUUGUUAUUUUUAUAUUCUAUUGGGAACACUUUGAAUGCAGAGUGUUAUAAUAAAUAUUUUUUAACGUA
Ceratosolen solmsi marchali is the source of this 1800-nucleotide messenger RNA. It is a transcript of the gene Mccc2, whose product is annotated as methylcrotonyl-CoA carboxylase subunit 2. Gene Ontology annotation, cellular component: mitochondrion; methylcrotonoyl-CoA carboxylase complex. Gene Ontology annotation, biological process: L-leucine catabolic process. Gene Ontology annotation, molecular function: methylcrotonoyl-CoA carboxylase activity. The record is from RefSeq and is a predicted model, not a curated record. NCBI's taxonomy places the organism in Eukaryota, Metazoa, Arthropoda, Insecta, Hymenoptera, Agaonidae. The transcript is spliced from 9 exons. The coding region runs from base 8 to 1684 and encodes 558 amino acids.